AUGUCCAGAAAAAUUUUUGAUCUUGGUGUUUUGGAGCGUGGCGUUCUCACGUUCUUCAAUAGCCGUGCAGAUGCAAGUUCUUGUGUUCGCAGACGUGAUUACAAAUAUCUUGAUAAUAGUAAAGUUGUACCAAUGGUUGGAGGAGAUGGUGCUAUGUUCGUUUUACAAUAUAAUGAUGGUACAUGUCAUCGGCUAGCAGCAACUCCAGAUCCUUUUCACCCAGCAUCUGUGAACAGACAGAAAUGGGUGACAGCCCUGAGUGAGCACAUCAGGUUCUCAACUCACUAUGUUCAACAUGGUCUUGGAGUGGAUGAUGAUGAUGAUGAUGAUGACAUUGAUAGAACCAUAAAACCUCUAGGGUGUAUGUCUGAUGCUCUACAGACAGCAUCAGCACAACAGCAGCUUCUAGAACAACAGGUGGAGGAAGUCAUGGCGACCAUGGCCUCACUGGACCUAGAUCACUCGCAGCAGGGUGGUGUGCAUGAUGUCAUUAGGAGGUUCUCCUUGCUUUCUGGGACAGCACGAAAUAUGACUUCCAGCCUAACUCACUGCCUGUCUGUUAUGAAGCAACAAGAAGAGGUUAGAGAUCUGCAACUAAAAGAGGAGCGUGAGAAGGUGCGUGUAUUGGAGGAGUCACUGAGAGUGCUGGCUACAGAACACCAUGAGCUUGAGGAAUCCAUAGCCUCACAUGUGUCUUCCAAUGGGUCCUCCAUUUACAACACUCCUGCCAACUCCUAUGUGUCCCUGCCAAGGCCUAGGAGAUUCUUUGAUGCUGUCAGCGAUGAUGAAUUCUUUGAUGCAUUUUCACAAGAUGAUGAUGGGAGUGGAGGCCCUUUUGGGGCAGUCUUCCUUCCCGUGGGGGAAUGUUCAAAAAAAACCCCUUUAAUUUUGCGCCCCCCUCCCACUGACCCACAAUCUCCACAGUCACCCUCCCAUUUGCUUUCAAACAUUUCUGCACAGCCAGGUGCUCAGGUUUCUAAUAUGAAUACAACAAAUGAAGAAGGAGGGGGGACUUACUCUAUAUCAAGAUUUUAUACUGUUACUUCAACAGGACAUAUAAUAGAAUCUGGAGGAACUUACAUAGUGUCUCAAAGUGCUUGUCAUUCUGAAAAUGAAAAGGGAAAACAAUACAACAUCGCUAGGCCUGUGGGUUUUUAUUAACAUUUGGUCAAAAUGUUUGCUGGUAGUUCAUACGUCUCAGGAGAAGGUCGUAUAUAAACUUUGGGACAAAGGCCAGAACUCAAGCCCCAAAAAGAUACACCAUCACAUUUUUUUUUCAUUGCACUGGAGACACCUCUGAUCAGAACCUCUGACCUGAGUGAGCAUAGUGAUGGUAGUGAUGAAACUGUCACAAGUGACUCUCACCAUGGCUCUGAAGUUGAAGAAAAGUAAGUAACCAUGUAUAGCACUUCUAAUAAAAUUGUUUGAUAUGUAGAUGAGCAUGUAAUGUUGCCAUUCAUAAAGGUUACAGUGUUAAUGUAAUAUUCAAAUUUUUAUCUUGCAUCCUGUACAUACCACCAGAAUGUCUUUAUAUCAAUAUUUUUGUAAAAUAUAAGCUUUAUAUUUUUUGAAUGUUGCCUCUUCACUGAUGGGUCAAUGUUUCUUUUAUGAUUUGUAAAA
Molecule: messenger RNA, 1620 nt
Organism: Penaeus monodon (black tiger shrimp)
Lineage: Eukaryota; Metazoa; Arthropoda; Malacostraca; Decapoda; Penaeidae
Exons: 7
Source: RefSeq, a predicted model, not a curated record